AUGGCAGUUACCGAGCUUGCUCUCCUUCAUCUCAAAAACAACGACGCCAUCACUGCAGCGUCAAAUUCGGCAGUACUAUCCAAAUUGCGAACCGCAAUCGCUGCCCAGGCUUCACACGCAAAAUACCCUGUUUACCUUUUCAGUCAGGUUGAAGAUCUGUCUUAUAUCUAUAUUCUUGGUGGCUGGAGUUCUAUCGCCGCACAUGUGAACGACUGGAUUCCUUCGGCCUCUAACCAGGAAGCCAUGGCCUCAUUAGCUGACGCGGUCGAUGUUGUUUGGUUGCAGCACCUGGAACUGGAUCCAAAAACUGCUAAGAUCCCCCUGGAUGCACCAAUCAUAGCUAUUGGCCGCUACUUUAUUUCCAAUUCCAACAAGGUCGGGUAUGAGAAGACAUUUUCUGAGACGAGGCAACAUCUGGAGGCAUAUUCUGCUCCAAGAUCGCUCGAUGGAGGGUGGCGAUUAGAUAUUGAAGAGGCCGGAAAAGAAGAAUUCGUGUUGUUUAGCGGGUGGACGGCAGUAGAAGACCAUUUCAAAUUUGCCGAGUCGGAGGGAUUCAAGGAAUUUGGCAGAAUUAAGGAUUUCAUGGAAGGUGCCGAAAUCAAGCACGUCACGCUAUGUGAAAGCGCCUAA
Molecule: messenger RNA, 630 nt
Organism: Talaromyces proteolyticus
Lineage: Eukaryota; Fungi; Ascomycota; Eurotiomycetes; Eurotiales; Trichocomaceae
Exons: 1
Coding region: 1-630 (209 amino acids)
Source: RefSeq, a predicted model, not a curated record